AUGGGUAACCGAAUAGUCACCAAAUUUGGCAAAUCUAAAUCGCUAACUGAUGAAGAAAUCGUUGAAAUACAAAAGAUUUCAAAACUUAGUGCAGAGGAAAUCAGAGAAGAACAUAAAGGAUUUUUAAAAUUACAGCCAACAGGUAAAAUGACCAAGGAACAAUUCAUCCAUAUGUAUAAGUUGCUUGAUUUCGAUUACGAUAUGACUGAUAAAGUGGCUUGCGAAAAAGCAUUUGCUACAUUUGAUAAAAAUAAAAAUGGAACAAUCGAAUUCGACGAAUUUCUUUUGGCAAUGCACUUCCUACGGCCAAAUACCAUCGAAUCAAACGUUGAUAUUCUCUUUCGAGGGUUUGAUUUUUCUGGUGAUGGAUAUUUAGAUCAUGAGGAAGUAACUGCAAUCUUCGAUGGUGCCGUAGCUUUGAAUCUUGUAAAAGAUGCUGAUCCUGAUUAUGCCGAAAAAACUGCUUCCGAAGUAUUUGCAAUUUUGGGUCUCAGCGAUAACUCAAAAAUAAAUAAAGAACAACUUAUCAAAGGGUGA
Messenger RNA from Adineta steineri, 537 nucleotides. Lineage: Eukaryota; Metazoa; Rotifera; Eurotatoria; Adinetida; Adinetidae. The record is from the annotation of a GenBank genome assembly.